Caenorhabditis remanei is the source of this 816-nucleotide messenger RNA. RefSeq lists its product as uncharacterized. The coding region runs from base 1 to 816 and encodes 271 amino acids. The record is from RefSeq and is a predicted model, not a curated record. The transcript is spliced from 7 exons. NCBI's taxonomy places the organism in Eukaryota, Metazoa, Nematoda, Chromadorea, Rhabditida, Rhabditidae.
AUGGUUGUAACUUGGGGUGAACCUUUACUAACAACUGAACCAACUAUUCUGGAUAUUUCAUGGGAAGAAUGUUUACAAAAGUGUUGGAGUGAUGGAAGAUGCGUGAUGAUCUAUGACAACACUUCAACCUGUGAAUACCACAGUAUCCAACAAGUGACCACUGUUCAGAAACUAUCGGAAAAUAAUAACAGUCGAGUGGCAUUCCGAGUGCCGUACUCUGUCAAUGAAACAUGUGAGGGAUCCGAUAAUGAAUCGAUUUUGAGAAGUGGCACUGUUCAGAGUUUUUAUCAGGGCGCAGUACAAAUGUUUCCGUAUGAAGUGACUCUGCAGAACGAUAUCUGGAAGUUUACACCAGAAUUCAGUUGUGAAUUCCCAUCUUCACCUGUACAACGUGGGAAUGUAACAGUUUGCAUGGAAGUUGUUCACACUACGGAAUGUAUUAAUAGAACUGAAGCCGCAGCAAAAUGUGGAAAUCUUGGAAUUCCGGAUAGUUUGAUGGGAAUAGCAAGCAAGGAAGAGAAUCAGUAUCUCAGAAGCAUUUCGACGAACUACGUCUCAAAACAAAAAACUCCAACCUACUAUACAGAAUUUGAUUUUUCUGAUCCCACUGCUCCCGACCCACAAUUUGACUGGUUACCCAACCAACCGGAUGCUCUCACUGCCUAUGAAGCCGAAUCCAAUUGUUUAUAUUUGAGAUUUGGAUCCGAAGCCUACGUUGCUAUUGGAGAUACUCAAUGCACUGACGUUGUCUUUCCAUCUAUUGACAUGUGCUAUUCAGGAUAUCUUUGUGGAAGUGACGCAGUAAAGAACUAUUGA